Messenger RNA from Homarus americanus (American lobster), 6174 nucleotides. RefSeq names its product tuberin-like. The transcript has 34 exons. NCBI's taxonomy places the organism in Eukaryota, Metazoa, Arthropoda, Malacostraca, Decapoda, Nephropidae. The record is from RefSeq and is a predicted model, not a curated record. Gene Ontology annotation, biological process: negative regulation of Wnt signaling pathway; regulation of cell cycle; negative regulation of phosphatidylinositol 3-kinase/protein kinase B signal transduction. Gene Ontology annotation, cellular component: nucleus; cytoplasm; TSC1-TSC2 complex. The coding region runs from base 91 to 5580 and encodes 1829 amino acids. Gene Ontology annotation, molecular function: GTPase activator activity.
CUCACCUCCACUCAGUGAGCAUAAGACUGCUCUUGGCCUCCCAGGACUGUGGGUGGGAUUGUGUGAUUUCUGAAAAGGACAUGAUACAAAAUGAAUAAAGAUAGCAAGCCAGAAAAGAGUUUUCCUGAAAGACUGAAGAGAUGGUUCAAAUUAGAACGUGGAAAUCUUCCUGGCAGUCGUGAUAUUCGGCUAACAGAGGAAUUAAAAAUUGAGCUUAGCAAUGAAUCUCCUGUAGCUGUUCGUAUCAAAGCAAUCAGAGAAUUAAAUGAAGUUCUUGCUUCAAGGAAACUGGAAGAGAAUGGGAUAGAGAAGCUGUGGUUCUUAGUUCAGGACUUGCUGUCCCAGGCUUGUCAAGCAGAGAUCCGCCACACCACUUUACAGAUGUUCAUCACGCUCACAGCUGGCCACGAUCGUUUAGGACCAAUGCGACAUGUCUUCUUUAACUACAUAUCAGAUAAUUAUCAACUUGAAGAUAUUAAGCCCAUUUUUGAUUUCUUCCGAGAAGUGAUAGCAGAGGGGAAGCAAUUGGAAUACAUCGAUGAAUAUGUUGGUCCUUUUCUCCUUAAGUGGCUUCCAGGACUGCUUGCAUCUCCACAGUCUGCUGAUGCUCUUAAUCUUAUUAUUGUCUUAGUCAAGUUCAAUUCUGCAUACCUGGAUGAGCCUGUUGUAACUGGCUAUGUAAAGGAGGUUGUGCUUCAACUUCACAAAGCUGGCAGUGAGGCGGAGGCACUCUUGUGUCUACGUGUUUUGGAUGCUGUGCUUGCUUAUAGCUAUCUUCCUUCCUCUGCACUGCCUACCUUCAUAGCUGCUCUCACCAGAGCAAUUAGUGUGCCUCAGCUCACCGCUGAAUCCUGGAAGAUCAUGCGCAAUCUCCUUGGGACACACCUUGGCAACAGCGGUCUCUAUGUUUUGUGCCGAUUGAUUCAGAGCAAUGUAGAUGCUCAUAUGGUGCGUGGAGCAAUCUUUUUCUUAACAUCUGCACUGUGGGGGAGUAAUAAAGUUUCCUCCCUUAACUACAAACCAGCAGCAGUACUUCCAACAUUCAGAGAGGCUGCUAAAAAUGGUCAUAUAUUGGUUAUAUAUGAGGUAGCUCUAAGUAUUCAGAAGUUGGUGUCCAAGAUGUAUAUGGAGCUCCAUUUAUCAUCGUGGGAUCUUGUUCUGGACACACUCAUCAAACUGUUUGAACACACAGUUGCUUUAGAAGAGGGGCAAGAAAAGCAAGCAAUUCUGGCUGUGCUGAAGGAUAUAUUGGAUGUGAUUGAACAACUUAUUGACUUACAGCAGUUUGGAGGAUCAUCUGAUAAAUUUUUCUCCAUCAUUAAUCUUUAUUCUGACCUCCGUCCGGAGUCUUCAGUUCUUCGUCUUCUUGACCACCUUGCCCAAGGUGUAGAUCCUCUUCGUCCUCAUUGGUUGGCAAAUCUGGGCACACUGCUCAACCAGUACUAUCGCCAUGAUCAUAGACCUAACGUCAGGACCAAAGCAUUAGCAGUACUUGCCGAUGUGUACAACAACAACAGACACAUAUAUGGAACAGAGAUGAUAAGAAGUGUGGUCACUAUACAAAUGGAUGGAAUUGAGGCAGAGUGUGAUGUUGGUGUAAGAACAGCUGCUGUCAAUUUGCUGGUCCACAUUGCCUUGACUCAGAAAUCUUCUGUUGUGACAGAUUUACUUGGCAUGCUUGAAAAGGUUGUGAUGGCACCGUACUUCACCACUGGCGACUGUAUUCAAGUAGUACGAGAAAGUGAAGCUGCAGACAUCAUUGCAGCCAUUUCUGGUUUGAUACGUUUCUUUAAGAAAAAACUUUGGGAAUUACCUUCGUCACAUGCCAUUCAGGCAUAUGGCAUAUUACUUGCAUGUUUGGAACACCAUUACCGCAAUCAAGCUGCUCUUGAAGGAGUAUCCAGAGUUAGACUUAAGAUCUUUGAUAUGAUAUUUGAGAUGAGAGCCAAUGCCAAGUAUCAAUUAGGUUUUCCAAGGACUCUCGAAAAAGCUGCAGAAGAGGAGGAAGAUUCAGUUUCAUCGUUAAUUCCACCAUAUUCUCCAUACAUAGUUGUAGAUCAUAAGCAUGGACAACGGCUCUAUGAGGCACAAAGAGAGAGAGAGCAACAACAUAUGGAUUUGUUCUCGCCCUUAGGAAGCAUGAAUGAUACAUCUAGGGAAGAGGAAGAAGGAAUUGUGACGGAGGGCAUAGUACUGCCAACAGUGUUACCACCAACCUCACAGGUUGAAGUCACCCAUCUCUCACUAACUCAAGCAGCAAUGAUUGUUAUUGUUGCAAUGAAGAAAGAGAAAGACUGGGGAGUUCUUCGCAUGAUACUUGAAAGAGUCCCUCAAGUGCUUCUGAACAAGGCUCUUAUUCUUUCCCGGGAUGGCAAUGAUAUUGACUACUUUGCAGCUGCUCUCUGUGCUCUUGUUACAGACAAGUCUCUAGGCCUUCCUGAGUCACUUCAUAACACACCGACCAAAUUCACUCGGUCAGACUUUCAGAGUUAUGUAUUUCCAGUCCUGGCAACUCUUGCAUCCUACCACAUGCACUUAGAUCCUGUGAUUCAGCAAAAGGUAAUCAAGUGUUUAGAAUUAGGCGUGCUAAGUCGCUGUGCAGGACCACUGUGUGUGAGUGCCUUGACCCUGUGUGUACUGGAGAUGAGAGACUCAAUGAUCAAACUGCUGCGAGAGGUCAUGCUAAAUUUGUCUAAGAUCACUGCUACUGUUCAGAAUGCACAACCCAUCUUGGAGUUCCUGUCAACUCUUCUUCACCUGCCGAAAGUAUAUGCAAGCUUCGUGCCUGACCAGUACAUGUCGAUAUUUGCAAUAGCCAUACCAUACACAAAUCCAUUCAAGUUCAACCACUACAUUGUAUCCUUAGCCUACCACGUCAUUGCAAUGUGGUUCCUCAAGUGUCGGUUGCCAUUUAGAAGGGCAUUUGUGCCUUUCAUAGCUAAGAAUUUGAACAUGAUCCUGCCCGAUGAGGAAGCUGCCACGCGGAGGAGAAGUGCCGGUGCUAAUGAACAGGCAUUACGUCAUGCAAGAACUAGAAUGACUCGUUCUCAAUCGUUCUGCCACAGGCGUCUCGAGGAAAUAGUAAAGAAUGAACCUCAGCCAUUAUUAUGCACUGGCCGAGCAAAGGGAGAUUUUGAUGUGAAAGAGUUUCAUAAUGAUUUACGGGAGACCUGUAUUGACCUGAUGUCCCGCUACACUUAUGCAUCUUGUACUCCAAUCCCUAGAAGGGGUGCAGUUGCUAAAAUGCUCGUGGCAGGAGGCUUGGAUCAAACAUGGAUGGUGGGCAACAAGAUAAUAACUAUCACAACCUCUGGAUGUUCACAAAGGCCUCUUCGAAGUGGCCUUUGUGAUAAGUGCAUACAGUUCUGCAGUGUGGACAAGAGUGGCACUCUCCCUGAGCCAUGCACUUCCAUUGGCACAAAUGUCAGCCGCAGGCGACAUCGUUCUGAACUACACAGGACUAUAUCACAUGAGGCCAAGUAUAAGCCCCAGAGUAAAGAUGACUUGCACAUGCGCACUGUAAAGAGAGACUGUGGAGAUGGCCUCACUCCUCUAGUUGACCAAGAUGAUGGUGUUGGAUGGUCAGGUGGAGGAUUAGGUGAAUCCUCUGAUGCAGACUCAGUUGAGCGCUUGGUGUAUGGCAAUAACGUUGGACCUGGUGCUGCUGCUAACAACGUGAACAAACCAGAAGAACCUCACUUGUGUGCCUGCUGGUGUCAGGGAUGGGCUGAAAUUUAUAUUAGACAACCCACUGGGAACAUGUCCUGGAUGAUGAGACUUCAAAAUAAGCAGACAGUAGUGACUCCUGGCAGUGAGCUUCCUCUACAUGAACUAAGUAACCUCUAUUCCCCUGCAUCUUCAAGGGAGACAGGUGAACUUAUUGGUUCAGUCAUAAAUCGGAGGCUUGAUACAUUCACCCAUGAAGAUGAGAAAACUGAGGUAGAAAUGAUGGAACUCUUAAGCCAGCCAUUCGAAGAACCAAGACCACGUGCAUUUUCUGGUGCCUCGGAUAAAACACAGGAUUCAGACCUCGGUUCUCAGAGAGACUCCAGUGGUUGUAGUAGUGGUGCUCCCUCUCAUGCAUCAUCAGACCUUCGAAUAAACUCAGCUGAUCCUGGGGAUGAUACCAGAGGCAGUUCACCACUUACCAACACCAGCACAUCUGGUGAGAAUCCUGAUGACCCUCGUGUUCCUGUCCAGCGAUGUCAUUCUAGUCCCGAAAUGAGUGAGGGUGUUGUAGCUGGUGGGGAAGAAAUGGACCAGCAACCACUUCUUGAUCCUGAAAGCCAAGUUCUGUCUUCCCCAAGUACUUCACCAGGACCCACUGAAACAACAACAGUGACAACCACAUCAAGACCUCUCAAGCCAAAACCCAGGUUUGAAUCAAUGACAGGAGGAGGCAGUGUGGGCUCAACCUCACCACCACCUGUCCCAUCUACUCGAGUGCGCCACACUUCAGCCUUCCAAACGAAAAGCUGUGGAAGUAAUAGCAGUAUUUCAUCAAGCAGUGGUAUCUUGGGUUCUUCAAACAUUGAGGGAGUUGAUGACAGUUCCCCACGACCCAUGCGAAGAGAUAGAGGACACACCAUCUCUGACAUGAAUCCUGCUUCACGGAAACUACAUUUAAGAGCAGCAGCUGCAUCGAGAAAAAAUAAUUCUAGUAAAGAUCUCAAAGGAGGCAUGUCACCAAGCUUUGUGUUCCUUCAGCUCUAUUAUCAGGGAAGCCUGGGUGGAGGUAAAGAGCGGCCACUCCUGCUUCCCACCCAUCAACCUGAAAUGCAGAGGGCAAUGAGAGUGUUGGACUUUAUGCGGCCUCAAGAAACUCACAAAAUAGGUGUAUUGUACGUGGGUCGAAAACAGACUACAGAACAAGAGAUCCUAAGGAAUUCUUUUGGUUCUCUGAGAUAUAUGCUCUUCCUUCAGGGUUUGGGUUCUGUACUUGAACUGAGCUCUGUAUUGCAAGAUGAGGUGUUUCUUGGUGGCCUUGACACAAAAGGCAAUGAUGGCAAGCUAGUUUACAUUUGGCAUGAUGAUGUAAUGCAGGUUGUCUUCCACAUUGCAACCCUGAUGCCAACGAAGGAGUCGGAUCCAAAUUGUAAUGGGAAGAAACGUCAUAUUGGCAACAACUAUGUUACUAUUGUAUAUAAUGAGAGUGGUUACCCAUACAAUAUUAAUACAAUUAAGGGUCAGUUCAACCACACAGUUGUAGAAGUGGUUCCAGAAGACCACUCCACCAACAGUGUUGGUCUUUUGUGCCGUCCAGAACUGAUGGAAUUUGUUGGUGGUGGAAGUGAUCCUAGGCUAGUUUCAGACACCAACCUUCCCAUCUUAGUGCGUCAACUUGCUCUUCAUGCUGACCUGGCAUCUACAAUCUGGGAGUCACUGAAUCGUCCACCAGGCAACCCAUAUGCUAGCAAUUGGCUGGAGAGGAUGAGGAAGAUCAGAAAGAUUCGACAGAUGGUGCUUUCUGAAAAUGAAGGACAAACAACCUCCAUGGAUUUCACUGAUUUGACAGAUCAAGAUAAAGGGGACAAAGGAAGGGGUGGAGGGUCUGGUUACUGGCAUCAGUUCCUAUCUUGAGGUCAAAGAAAAACCUAAGGCUGGCAUAGUAGUAAGUUUUUUUUCCUUCAGAUAUUAGCCACCUUUUAAAAGCCCUCAAUAUUUUUUUGCAAAGCUUGGUGAUAAUGCAUUCAUUGUGUAAGACUGUGGUCCUAAAUUAGGAUCCUUAAUGGCCAGUGCACAAAGUUGUUUAGAUAAGUUAUAAUUUUUAUCUACCUACAAAGAUUAAACAUUUUUUAAUUUUUUUAUGAUUUUUUUUAAGGAGUGUAGAUUUGGCAGAAUAAAUUUUUGUUCUUAGUCCAUAAAUAUAGUAUUUUGGUGAAUAUUGCUCAAUAGUACAUUUAAUGUACUCUUAAAGACAUUAUAUAAACCAUGCUUCUUACAUGUCACUUUUUAUAUUUUUGCUUGCUAAGUUUUUUUACACUAUUACUAAGAUAUACAAUAUACAUCCACUAGUUAAAGAUAUGUAUUAUGGAAUGAAGUUACCACUAAAUAUAUAAAGUGUGCAUAUUAUUAUAUAUACAGUACAGGAUAUAUGUAAAGCAUCAUUUUAAUUUAUGUUAAACGUUUUGCACCGUAAAAACGUUGUGUAAAAAAAUGUUUUUUUUACUACCC